AUGGACCACGAGGACGAGUUCCUUAACGUCUUCUUCACGCAGGUCGCUCAAUUAUGCUCCGACAAGGCAAAGGAGACAGUUGAAAGAGAAAGGGAAUCAUGCAAGCAGACGCAAAUGGGUCCAUGGGGAAUGUUCCUGAUGCAUUUACCACAGAUUGCUGUAGCAGAGCGUUCGUAUGCGGAUUUAGGUUUCCUCAACACUAAGAAUAAAGGCUUUCUCAGGAAAGAUAAUUCUUUAAAGACUGUCUAUGAAUCGUUAAAGUCUGAUUUGAAAAGAUUAGAGGAGAUGACCAAGGGAACGAAUUCCAUUGGCACAACAGUCGCAAAUGUUUCCAAUCAGCUCUGUCAGUUCAUCACGGCAAGAAUCCAGCUGAUAGAUUUCUAUGAAAAAAUGUACAACAUGAGUGUAAACAGUAAAGUUAUGAAGCAUCAAGAAUUGCUGCAAUGCAUAGAAGGGAUAGUAACAUGCUAUUUGUUGUCCUGUUCUCAUUUGGCAUUGAUUGCUAUUAAGACAAGUCUAACAUUAGAAUGUGAAACAUUAGUGCAAUUAAUGAGAGCACAAGUGGAAGUUCAAAAUUGGAGGUUUUUACCAACUCUAAUGGCGCUCUAUGGAGCGCAAACGCGAAUGUCAGCUUGGGAAAGAACUCUGCAAAGCAAGGAGUCCUGGAAAUUGGGCUUUGGUGCGACAUUUCUCAAAGCUAAUCAACAACCAGCAUUGUAUCAAUGGCUGGUGAAGCUUCGCAGUGCCAUAUUAGCCAAAUGCUCUCUAUAUUUCCACACUACUUUAAGUCAACAAGCUAGUCCAGGGGAAAUGAGAAGUAUUAUGAGCAAACAGAGUGUAGAUUACUAUCAGAAAAUACAGAGCUUUCAGCGUAAAUACGACAUAUUAGCAGUUCUGAUAAUCUUCGACUCUAGAGAAACUGAAAAUUCAGGUUCGGGAUACAGGCAUCCGGGAAGAGGUGUAAACUCUUCUGAGAGUUUUCCUGUUGUCGUUUGUUGCCCUGGUACAUUUACACAUAAACCGUUAAUACACUUGGACAAUAUCCAGAUCAAAAUAAAGGAGCGACACACCGAACUUCUCUCUAUGGACAAAGUGAUUUACCAUAAAAGCACGAAGGAUUUGUGUACAUACGCUUUUCACAACACCGAUCCUACAAUGACGCUCGUGAUCGUGUUUGAAAACGGGAAACAAAAGGAUAAGGAAACACACAUCACGUCAUUUAUGUUGGACCUAUCUAUGCAAAUUAGAUGCAAUAAAGUUUAUGAAUGUCUCAAAUUAUCAAAAUGAAUGUUUCUGUGUGAAAAUAAGUGUAUAAAAAUGAUUAUGCCAAAGAAAAACUAUGUUAUAGUAAAAAGAUUUAUUAAUAUAAAUUUAUGCACAUAUAUAAUAUAAAAUAAUAAAAAUAAAUUUUAUAUUAUUU
Molecule: messenger RNA, 1420 nt
Organism: Monomorium pharaonis (pharaoh ant)
Lineage: Eukaryota; Metazoa; Arthropoda; Insecta; Hymenoptera; Formicidae
Product: KICSTOR complex protein C12orf66 homolog
Exons: 9
Coding region: 1-1287 (428 amino acids)
Biological process (GO): cellular response to amino acid starvation; cellular response to glucose starvation; negative regulation of TORC1 signaling
Cellular component (GO): KICSTOR complex
Source: RefSeq, a predicted model, not a curated record